This is a messenger RNA of Didymodactylos carnosus, 816 nucleotides long. The record is from the annotation of a GenBank genome assembly. NCBI's taxonomy places the organism in Eukaryota, Metazoa, Rotifera, Eurotatoria, Philodinida, Philodinidae.
AUGGCAAGUAGCAAUUUUUCAAAUGAAUCUAUUACAGUUACUCCUGCUGCUGCUGUUGCUGCUACGGAAACUGGAAAGACCAAUGACGACGACGUUCAACGUGUAGGGAAUGAAUUAAUGCAAAGUGAAUUAGCGAUUCCACAGUUACCUGUCAUCAUACAAAUUAGAGAUUCGUACGCAUCAUUACAGUCUUCUUUGGAACCACUGAUGGCUAACGAUCCGGUCCUCAAUCAGCUUAACAGAAACGCAAGUGGCGAUAUUGAAAAUCUUAUGAAUAUUAUCGAAAUUGCAAGAGAUAUGAGAGGAACAGCAGCAGAUCUUGAUCCGCACCUACGUAAUGUUCCACCACAGGUUAUUGAAAAAGUCAAUACCAGAGGACAACGUAUGAAUACAAACAUAUUCAACAUGGUUCAUCGAAUCGUGGAAAAUAUCCAGCAAAAUUUGGCGGUUCUGGAAAAAGCUGUAUCAGAAAAUGCUAAAACCAAAAGUGAUCCAGAAAUUAAGCAACUACUUCACAAACAACGUGAUAUUACAAAUAAUAUCGCACCUGAUCCUCGACAGGCGUAUGGACAACUUCAAUUGGCUGACGAAAUUGGUGGUCGUUUGCUUGAACAAAUAGGGAAAGUAGAAUCAAAUGCAAAUGCUCCUGUUAUUGUGACUGGACAACAAAAUUCAAAAUAUUUGAAACUUGCAGUUAACCUUGUACUUGUAUGUGCAGCUGUUCUCGUGGUCGUGUGCAUAAGCGGCGGCGUGAUUCUCACAGCUAACGUCGGAUUCGCGCUUGGUGCAACAGCUUUUAUAGCAGCUAGAGACAAC